GGGUGUGUGUGUGUGUCGCUGUUUUUGCCUCUCCACGCCCCCCAUCUUUCAUCCCAGUGCUCCCAUAGGUUCGAUGCAAAGGUAACAGAGGGACCGGGGGCUCUAUAAAGAUCAACUUUGUUCACGCGGCCUCUUUGCUCGUUUCACUUCUUCAGUCUCACUCGCUAUCCAUCACCACACACGCCAAAAUGCCCAGCAGGAGGAAGAAGAACAAGCGUCGCAUGAGGAGGGUGCAGGCCCAGAGGAGAGCCCUCGAAGAGCAGCAUGCAGCCAACCCCCCAGUGAAAGCGAGUCCUGGGAUUGCAGUGUGUGCGCCCCCUGUGGGAGCACCAAAGAAAGCUGCUAAAGCUCCAGCUCCAGCUAAGAUCGAAGCGCCUGUUCCUGUUGCUGUCCCCAUUGUGCCGACCCCUGUAGUAGAACCAGAACCUGUUGUUGUGCAAGAGCCAGAACCUGUUGUUGUGCAAGAGCCAGAACCUGUUGUUGUGCAAGAGCCAGAACCUGUUGUUGUGCAAGAACCAGAACCUGUUGUUGUGCAAGAACCUGAACCUGUUGUUCUGCAAGAACCUGUCGUCGAGCCCGUCCCAGUCGAGUUAGCGGCACCAGAGCCUGAGGCUGUGGUGUUGGAACAGACUCCAGCAGAAGCUGAGGUUGAAGUCCCAGCCCCUGAAGAACCAGUCGUCGAGACUACUGAACAGGAGGCUGAACCAGUCAUUCCUGAAACAGAACCUGUAACGGAGGUUGAACCCCCAGCUGAGGCUCCAGUUGCAGCUCCUGUUGAGCCUGAGGUUCAGACAGAGCAGACUGUAAUCACACCCACAGAGACUGAACAGACGCAUGACGUCUGCGAACCAGAGACUGAAGUGAAGACCAUCGAAGCAGUUGUUGAGGCUGAGGUGGAAGUGGCCGUCACAGACAAUGUCACCGUACCAGAGACCGUAACCGAAGCCGCUGAAGCACCGGUGGUAGAGGCACCUACAAGUGACCAAGUUCCUGCUGAAGCAGAACCUGCUGCACAGGAAGUGGUUACAGAAAUGGUGGUGGAAUCGGUUGAGGUUGCAGAGGUACCUGAGACAGAACAGGUGGCUGAAGCUGUUGUCAGUCCCGCAGCCCCAGUCGAGACAGAAGAGGAAGCUGAAAUAGAAGUGUUGGCUGAAGAUGCACCUGAAGUUCCCGCUGAGCCUGCUGCAGUCACAGAGGAUGUUCCUGCCCAAUCUGUGGAAAUCCCAGUGGUGCCAGUCGCCAUCCCUGAGGCUCCAGUUGAAGAGGCCGAAGUCAAAGAGGUUGAUGUAAAAGAGACUGCAGACACCCAGGAAAUUGCCGACAGCCUGGUUGAUGACUUUGUUGUCACAGAAUCCGUCUCAGCUGUCGAGGUCGCCAUUGCAGAGUCUGCUGCUGUCCAGCCGGAAAUCCUGGAAGUGACUGACACCCUCACCACCCAGUCAGAAUCUGCGCAUGUGACGGCCGCUGAGCCGGAGCCCGUUGCUGCCCCUGUAGAGGAGAUGGUCAUUGGUACAUGGAGCGGUCUUCUCAGUCUCUCCUUGCCUUCCCAGGAUGCCACUCUUGAGCAGAAAUGUUUGGAUGUGCUGUCAGAGCCUAAGAAAGAAAUUUGUGACAUGCCAUGUCAGAUGCAGCUCGCUGUGGAGACUGUGCAGCUCAGCGCAAUGGAGAUGCCAGUGGAACCAGCACUGAAUGGACACAUUGUUCCAGAGGUCUCCAUCGAAAGCUAAAUUCACAUCACACAGCCUGGAAGACCUUUUUUUUGUCUAUUCCCCUUUGGCUGUUUGGAGGACUCAAAGUUUUACAGCUGAUCAUGUUCAUAUUUUAGGGCUUAUGCCAGGAAAUCGAAGGGACAUCCACACUUUGAAGUGCCUUUCCGGCCCUGGUUCCUGUCAAAACACCAAACCAGAUGCCAACAUGCCAAAGCCCGCUGCAGUCACGGCAGCAGAACAGACCUUUUGUCAUACGUGUGCAGAAAUGGAAACAUAUUGUAACUCGUUUUUAAUCUGUAUUUCUCCCCGUAAACGCGUACAGUGUAUUUGCACAAUGGUGGACACAGAAGUGCACGAGAGAUGGACAUUUUUUAAAAAAAAUAAAUGGCAGCGCCUGAUUUCUUAGCAUCUCUCCAGCACAUCUGCUUCUACACUGCAUACACUCACUGCACGUGAAAACUGUAGCGUCAAUGAUUGUGGACUUGAUGUUGUUCAUAAGGGUGGGAGGGACAACUUGUUCUUUUUUGUUUCACAUUUCAAAUGUUCUUACACUCAGAUGCAUCUACAAACUUCCCCCUAGCCUCUUUCUGUCCCUGUCUAUGUCCUGCAGUUCGCCUCUCUGCCUCAUAAGUGCCAGCGCUUAAAGCUAGUGUGACACGUAAUCACAGAGCUUUAGGUUUAAUGGCUGCUUGAAAAAUGACAGUUUGAGGGGAUGAGCUGAGAGGUCAUUUUCUCCUUUGUCUUCACUUUUUUUUAUUUCCUUUUGUAUAGACCAUAUCAUGUGCUACAGUUUUGUGUUCAAAGCCUGUGCUCUGGAGGGGAAGUGUAAUGUGAUCUGGUGAUGGGGAUCACUGUUGGGCAAGUGAUGAGCUGACUUGAUCCAUCUUUUUUGAAAUAAAGCUGUAACUCAUUGUUAA
Molecule: messenger RNA, 2626 nt
Organism: Plectropomus leopardus (leopard coralgrouper)
Lineage: Eukaryota; Metazoa; Chordata; Actinopteri; Perciformes; Serranidae
Source: RefSeq, a predicted model, not a curated record